AUGUUAUCUUCAACUGUUAGGAAAUCUACGUUACAACUAACCAAACCAAUCUGGUCGAUUAGAUCAUUGAGUGCUAAGGCUCCAGUUACAUCUCAAACAAGUGAAGAUGCUAAGGGGCUAACUUGGGCGGAUUUUUUUGCUUUGAGAAGAACAGAAAGAAAGAUUAAUGUUGGUUCAUCGAUCUUUACAGCUUUGGUAGGUAGUAAUUUAUCAUGGGCGUACUUGUCGACUAUGCAGAUCGAUCCAACGCAAACAUUAUUAGGAUUUGAUCCUUUAGUGGCGAUUUCCGCAGGGUUGAUAGCUUCUGGUACUUUGGGCUAUUUAUUUGGCCCAUUGUUGGGUUCUCAGAUUUUUAAUGUUGGUCAUUCAAAGAAAUUGAAAAGUUACACCGCCAAAAACAAAGAAUUCUUGAAGAAAAUCAUCUCAAAUAGAGUGGAUGCAUCUUCCCAAUCCUUUAGUAAUCCAGUUCCAGAUUAUUACGGUGAAAAGAUAGGAUCUAUUAAAGAAUAUAGACAAUGGUUAAGAGAUUGUCAUGCUUACAGAAGAAAAGCAAAAGAAUUCUUGUAA
Tetrapisispora phaffii CBS 4417 is the source of this 567-nucleotide messenger RNA. RefSeq names its product Pam17p (gene PAM17). NCBI's taxonomy places the organism in Eukaryota, Fungi, Ascomycota, Saccharomycetes, Saccharomycetales, Saccharomycetaceae. Gene Ontology annotation, cellular component: PAM complex, Tim23 associated import motor. The transcript has a single exon. Gene Ontology annotation, biological process: protein import into mitochondrial matrix. The coding region runs from base 1 to 567 and encodes 188 amino acids. The record is from RefSeq and is a predicted model, not a curated record.